Molecule: messenger RNA, 6242 nt
Organism: Rhipicephalus sanguineus (brown dog tick)
Lineage: Eukaryota; Metazoa; Arthropoda; Arachnida; Ixodida; Ixodidae
Product: protein artichoke
Exons: 5
Coding region: 667-4716 (1349 amino acids)
Molecular function (GO): protein binding
Source: RefSeq, a predicted model, not a curated record
CGCGACGAAGAGCGGUGGUUGAGGCGGCGGCGGUGGCGGGCCGAGACGCGGCGCUGAGUGGAGAGAAGAGAGGCGGCCGCGAAUUCCGAGCCCGGACGCCCAGUGUUUCCCCGACUGCUUUGUGAAGCGCGCAGCGAACUGUACGUCGCUGCUAGACUGCUUUUGUUUCUCGGCUCAAACUCCUAUAUUCCGCGUACAAAGUUUGUUUCUACGGAAAGAACUUCAAUCAGCUUAAGAGUGUUAGCACCAGGGAACUAUUUCUGUCUCCAACUCCCACAGUAGAAAGUUAUUUUUCCCGUAAAAGAUAGCCUCUGCGAAGUAACCCACCCGUCUCCUAUCCCCAACAUCCACGAGCCUGAGUUCCAACUCCUGCAUCGAAGGCCUGCGCUGCUUGGGAUAAACGCAUCGAUCGAGUUCAGUGAACUUCGACUGAAGUUUUCACGAAGACUGUCGUGCGUAGUUUUGUACAAAUAGCCAGAAGGUAUUGUGACUUUCCUUAACCGUAAGCUCCCUAGAGUGAUUUUUUUAGGAGGAUAAGCAAAGACUGGACUGCAUUUCCUUGCAUCCCAAGUGGAAUUUCGACAGCUUCCAGGAGAACGCUCCUCACAACCACCUUCCAGGGGCAAUAUUUUCUUCCGAAAGACGAAAGGAUGCCGACAACGUGACAUGGUCCCUUUCCGGCUGCGCGGGACUCUGGUCCUGCAGCGAGCCACGUCACAUCGCUGUCUUAUGCCAAGGUGGCAUUGGCUGCUAACCUGCAUCUUGCCCCUGCUGAGUACGAUGCUGCUGCUGAUGACGACCGUCGGCGCCGAGGAGGCCAAGGAAGAGAUGUGCCCAUCUUGGAACAGGAAGCCCUGGUGCCCGUGCUACGAGUUCGACAGUGACGUAUUCCUCGAGUGCAACUCCGUCACGCCUGACCAAAUACGGAGUACCCUGUUCGAAAUUCACAGCCCCGUCAAGAUGCUCAGCAUAUACAACCUGCGGUCCAACAUAACCACGCUGCCAGCCGGAUUCUUCGUCAACAGGACUAUUUCGCGACUGUUCGUGUCGAAUACUCAGCUGGAGAACGUGGAAGACGGCGUUUUCGAGGGCCUGGAAGACUUCCUCGAAACUUUAUCGCUGACGCAAAGUAAACUGAAGCACGUUCCCAAAGGAGCACUGAAAGACCUCAGGUCACUUCGGUCUCUCGAGCUAAGUUCAAACAACAUCGGCGCACUUGAAAGCUACGUUUUUUACGGACUUCAGCUAACAAACCUACAACUUUCAAAGAACAACAUUACCGAGAUCACAGAAUAUGCGUUCGGAGGGCUCGAGAACAGCCUCGAGGAACUGAACCUAAUAGACAGCGGUCAAAAAGAGUUUCCGUUAAACGCCCUCAGAAGGCUUCGGAGCCUCAAAGCACUGAGACUCGCUGAAAAUGACAUCAAGGACAUACCGGACGACGGAUUUACAAGAUUCACUGCACUGCAACGGCUAGACCUAAGUUCAAAUCGCAUCCGCGAACUGAACGAGAGAAGCUUUGUGACCAUGCCGCGACUAAACUCAUUGUCGCUUCACAUGAACCAGCUGAGUGACCUAGAUGACUCGUGCUUCAUCCAUCUUCUAGAGCUGGAAGCACUGGACCUCAGCCAGAACAUCAUUCACACGCUCGGUCGCAAAGUCCUGGCACCUCUGAGAAGGUUAAGAACCAUCGAGCUGAGUUCCAAUCACCUGCACAGCAUAGAAAGUGGCACCUUCCGAAACAUGACUCAUCUUCGUGAAGUCCUCCUCAGCAACAAUAACAUUCUGAGGAUAACAAACGAUACCUUUCUAAACUCGUCCCAAAUCUCGGCGCUCUUUCUCGCGAACAAUGCUAUCACGCAGAUUGAGAUUGCCGCCUUUUAUCCGCUGCCGCAUUUGUUCCAGCUGCAUCUUUCUCACAACCAGCUGCGUUCGAUACACCCGACUAUGUUCAAGAACAACCGCGAACUGCGCUCCCUUUCUUUAGACAGCAAUCUGAUUGCCGACCUGCUACCGGGGACGUUUCAAGAACUUGUCGAGCUGCGGGACCUGAGACUCGAAAACAAUUUGCUGAAGAAAAUACGGAAAGGAGUUUUUUAUUCGCUCCCAAAUCUGCAAGAGCUGCACCUCCAGUUCAACCGAAUCGAGACAAUCGAAAAUGAAGCCUUCCAGAGCCUCGCUAACUUGCAGCAUCUCAAUCUUCACGGCAACAGGCUGACGGACGUAGGCGACAUCCUGAGCCGGUAUCCUUCCAGCCUUCGUUCUCUGAUCCUGACACAAAACGAAAUUAGCAACAUGCACACAGACAGCAUGAGCGGUCUAAACAAAGUCGAUAUUCUGUGGCUAGACUGGAACAAGCUCAAGAGGAUAAAGAAACAGAUAUUCCGAGACCUCAUCGAAGUGGACCGACUCCACUUGAAUCACAAUGAAAUAAUAGCCAUCGAGGACGGCGCAUUUGAGAGAAUGGUAAAGUUGAGGGCUCUUUACCUCGAGUACAACACGUUGAGCCACGUGAACACGGACAUGUUUCGAGGCGCCGAAAGCCUCGAAGAGCUCUACCUAUCGCAUAACAACAUCAUGGAUAUUGAACCCCAAACGUUUCAAUCGCUCAAGAAACUGCGCAUUCUGCACAUGUCGCACAACCAAAUUUACGUUAUAAGAAAGUACAUGUUCGAAGGUCAAAUACCCCUACAGGAAUUGUUUCUUUCGAGCGUGAUGGCUGAAGACGUUGAAGCAGGAUCGUUCCUUGACCUCUCCUCACUCACUCAUCUCGACCUUAGCAAUAACAAACUAAUUAGUGCUAGGGUUGACUUCUUAUACCUACCUAGCGUCAAAGAACUUGACCUUUCGGGUAAUAACCUAACAGGGGUUCAUGAUAACAUUUUUUACGGCCUGUCUUCCCUGGAGACCUUGAAAGUUGAGAACACCGAGAUAAGCCCAAUCACUAGUAAACUUUUUGAGCCACUUUCGCAACUGAGGGUCUUGAAUAUCAAAGGUAAUGCCUUGGAUUCUUUGGAUGGCACAGAACUGCGAGGUCUUGUGAAUGUCACAGAACUACAUCUUGACGGAAACAAUCUCAGAUCUUUGCCACUGGUUUCUGAGUCCCUGCCGAACUUGCAGUUAUUGUCACUGUCAGAGAACAAGAUAGCUACGAUACCGAGCAACGCUUUCAAAGGAAACGUCGAACUUACGAAGAUAAACCUCACCGAUAACAUAAUUUCGGCCAUAAGCAAAGGUGCAUUUCGUGGUUUGCCAAACCUGAAGGUGCUGGACCUCACCCAUAAUUCGCUUUUCUCAAUCAAUUCCACAAUCACCGAUGACCUCGGAACACUUCAGGUCUUGUCCCUCGACGGGAACAACUUCACAUUCAUUCCGAAUUCUCUCCUAACCUCUAACAUGGAGGAACUCACGACGCUAACCCUGAACAGGAACCCUCUAAUCAGAUUUCGUGAAGACUUUACCACCGAAGGAAGCCUACCAGCACUGCGAACUCUAAGCAUAGAUCACGGCAAUAUCUCCAUCAUAGCGUCCAAUGAUUUUCUGGGCUUCCCUUCUCUCUCCAUGCUCUCUCUUCGGCACAAUAAUAUCAUAAAGGUAUCGCCCGGUGCCUUCAAGCCUUUGAAAAAGCUCCAGGUGCUUGAUUUGGGAUACAACGCCAUAGAAAUCUUGCCGUCGGAACGAUUCCAGGGCAUCGACCACCUGCAGGUGAUCAACCUCACGAGGAACAACAUUGCGGACGUGAGCAGGUUUGGCACUGACCUGCAACGUUUGGAGCAUCUAGACCUGUCAUUCAACAAAGUCAGCCGGAUUCACGAAGGCGUGUUCAGCAGCGUCUACGGUCUGAAAGGGUUGUGGCUACGCGACAACCAGAUCGUCUGGAUAGCCGUCAACGCCUUCGCGAACCUAACGGCGCUAGUCAGCUUAGACCUGCGAAACAAUCGGCUCGCCUACCUCUCCAGCUCAGUGCUACAACCAAUUGAGGUGCGCCUAGGAGAGCUGCUCCUCCACGGGAACCCAUUCCACUGCGACUGUCGUCUACUGGGUCUCUGGGAGUGGCUGCAAGACCACCCGCGCCUGAACACGCGGCAACCGAGCUGCGCGCAGCCGGACAAGCUGGCAAACCAGUCUGUCGCCUCACUGCACCCGGUCGACUUCUGCCCGGCGCCCUUGAUGACUUCCGCAGAGGUGCGACGCCUCGACCACGACCGCCUUCAGCUCGAGUGGGACGUGCAGAACGGCACGCUCAUCGGCGGCUUCCUGGUCACUUACCAUGCCACCUCGGAGCCCGCGCCCGCAGCUGGCGCAUCUCUCGAGCCGGGCGUGCGCCGCUAUGAGGUGGACGGUCUGCGCUCCGAGACCUGGUACACGGUGUGCGUCACCGCUACCGGAAAGUACCUGCGCAGCCUCGGUCGUCCAACGCCCUACACGGCCGACGUGGAGCGGCCCUACGACAUGUCCACCAACAACCGCAAGUGUCUACAGGUUCGGACUCUGGCCCGCACAGACAGGACCCGCGUGACUCUGUCUACGCUGGGCAUGAUCCUGGGCGGCAGCGUGAGCGCCGUGCUCAUUCUCGUGCUCGCUGUGCUGCUCACCGCCCUCAAGUUCCGGCGGCGACGCCGGCGUCGGCGACCUGCCAAAGCGCAAGAAGUUCCGCAGGAGUACAUCUCGUAUCGACAUUUCUCAAUACAAAGCAACGACGGCGUAUACUCCUGACAGAGGGAGCAGCGCCUUGCGCAAGGCGACAUCGUCAUCGAGUGAUUGUGAUGACCGUACUUUCCUCCCACGCCGUACUGUGUGGAAUACCGGAGCGACAACGACUCCGAACCGACUAAUGGUGUUCGUACGCACCGGUGUUUGCCAGGGCUCAAAGAAGAGUUUCAGGGUCAGUGCAAUACCGAGAUUACAACAACGUACAGUUAUGUUCUUUAUUUUGGGCCACUUACAUGUCAGGCGCGCAGAAGUGCUUUUUCUUUUGUACCUUGCGCUAUCACAUACAGUGCGUUUAUUUCAAGCUGAUUCGGAGUUGUAUGCAUGCAGAGGUCCCUAAGUUUAAACACCCAUCUAACACCUUGCGAACGAGAGUACUCGAUACUCCCUUCGCAGUGGUGACGUACUUAUUAUUAGUUGCCAUCACGCGUGCUGUUCGUAAAGAUGGAUUAACCGGAAGACCGUUCAUUUCCCCAUCCUAUUUUUGAUUGACAUAUGAAUCAUAGUAAAGGUUGGGGUAGUCACGUGACUACUUCCUAUUGCAAUGGUUAUGUGACCGAUAAGACUUCUAAUAACGGCAAUGCAAAUCCCGGUGCCCUGUAUAAUGCAUGAGUGCUCUCAUAUCUGAUGUGGGUUCACUAGAAAAUCGAGUUUUCGGACAUGCAGUCAUAUAAGAUAGCUAUGAGCGAGAUCCCAAGCAAAGGGGAAAAACUUGUUCAACGUUACGCGAGCAGCCUGGAAUAAAAUAUCUGUAAUUUGCCAUUUACAACAUUUACUAACUGCAGACUUCCGUACACAAGGCGGAUUUUUGCGCUUUCUUUUAAGGAUUUAACAUGAAGCCGAUCCGGUCUGUACGAAGAAAGAAACGUACCUCAAUUUGUAUAUAGCUCUACGGAGCUGAGAUAUAUUUUUUAUUUCUUUGAGCGCUGUUUGAAUCACCCUGAGAACACCAGUGUGGCCGAGAGAAACCGUUGUGCUUCCCCGACACAAUUAUGGCUGCAAGGCAGAGAAUAAAAACGGCAAAGAAGUUUGGACUCUUCCGAACUGUGCCUACGUGAUCUGCCCAGCCCGGUGUACUUGGUCAAAAAGGAAGUGAUUGCUGAGACAAGAGCUACGUGGACUACCAGAGGCUCGUUCUGUUGUGACGCCUGCGAAACGUGACAGCAGCAUAGACUUCCGCACGUAGCCUGCAUACGUGCGUGAUUCUAGUGACGAGGAGAAUGCGUUUGGCGAUUAACAUUCGACACUGCGUGUACAUAAACAGUGCGUAGCGAACUCAACGCGUGAUGGUUGUUCUUGAUGUUGACUGCACUUCUUGUUUUUUUAUUUCUCUUACAGCAACGUCGCAGAAUAAGCACAUUUCAUAUCUAGAAGCAGUUGUAUACCCGUGCACUGUCUGAAACAAGCUUAUCUUGGGGAUGGGUAUGAAGAGUUUGUGCUCAUUGUUUUGUACCGGUUAUCUAAGCCGCACUGAAGUUCUUGUCGUGUGACUGAUUAAAACAUUACGCUGUUUGGACGAAUGUAAGUGGGAG